AUGGAAAUAUCUUUGCAGGAAAGCGAGGGUACUUUUGGCAUUGUGCAACCUUUUCCUGAAAAUAUCUUCCCUUUGGAGUACACUACAGCCAGUGUUACUUGCAUUGCCUUUGAUGCAUCUGGAGUAAGAGAACCCGAGGAAAUCUUGUUUUUCAGGAGAGAUGAUUUAAAUAUCUAUACGGAGUUGAAACCGAGCGAAAAAUUAUCGUUUUCACACCGAACGGAAUAUUUAGAUGGAAACCCUAAACUUUUUAACACCAUGACAAUCACGAAUGUGGGAAUUGAAGAUGACAGUCAGUAUGGAAACAUUGGAAGUUACGAGUGCCAUGCUUUUGCCAAGAAUGAAUCAACCCCGAAGAGACACGGUUUUAGUAUUAGCGUUAUAACAAGAGACGAAAUCCCUAAACUUGUUGUGGUCCCACAUACCAAUUUCGUCGAUAAGUUAACACUCAGCUGCAGCUUAACUAAAAGAGGAAACAAGAACAGCACUCCAUUGAAGAGGAUAUCUUGGUAUAAAAAUGGAAAAUUGUUGAUGAGUUUACAAAAUCCAGAUCCAGAAAUUGAAAAGGUUCUUAUCGCUCCACUUAAGUUUGAAGAUGUUGGAGUCAGAGAUGGCGGAAACUAUACCUGUCUGUUGGAAGUAAAUUUACGACACAUCAAGAGCUACAAGGUCUCAGAUUACAUUGUAAUUCACAUUGAACCAUUGUUUAAAGAUAAAGAUAAAAAAAUAGUCAAGGCAAAGCCGGGAGACAAUGUAACUUUGGAGUGCAGUGCCAGAGGAUACCCUCUGAAGGUGGAAUGGAAAUUAAAGAAUGAGCGCGACGAAACAGUUACAUCUUGCAUAAAUUCUUCGACGGACGAGCAUUACAAUGUCACCCAUAACGGACCUUACGAUCCCUAUUACUUGACCAUCACGGACAUGAGCAAAGUUCACUUUGGAGUUUAUUACUGCUGUCUGCAAACAGGCUGCUUUAACAACAUCACUGAAGAUCAGUGUCAGCGCUUUGACCUCGUUGAAGCCGGAGGUUCAUCAUUAGCGUUAAAGGUACUUCUUGAUAUAAUCCAGUCCUUCGGUUUCUUUGACUACUUUGACUUUAAGGCUUUUCCAAUUUUUUUAGAGACAGAGGAAUAUAAUUCGUUACAUGCAUUGUCUGUUAUUCUCUCUUUUAAUUUAAUUUUAUGUUCCUCCAUUUUAACCAUUUACCUUUUUUUCCAAGGUGAUUUUGAUCAGAUGGCUGGGACGAUACCUGUGGUCUUGCAUGACGUAUUCCUCAUCUUGGCUGUCUCUGUCAUGCUGCUUUUAUCUCUGUAGAAUCAUCGUUAGUUUCUAGCAACGAAGUCACACAUUUCGGCAGAAUGACGCGAAAUAAAGCGACAAGAAACAACAAAAACUUGAAAGCUGCCUUCCUUUUCCCUUCGUCUUCUCGUUAGUUUAUAUUUCCGUAAACCUAAAAACAGAUUAAAUUACAGCGGAACCACAACAGCCCGCUUAAAGCCAUAGACAAUGAUGUCAUUUAUUCUUUUUUCAGAAAAAAAAUCUACAGAAAUUACCUUAGAAAGUUAAUCGCUUCAUGUGAGACAUAGGGCUUUGCCGCAACGUCCGGUACAUAAUAUUUUCUUUGUAGCGAACAGAAACUCUACAUCGGAAAGAGCAAUCGGGAACUGUACUGAGCAAGUUUUUUCUUGAAAUCGCUUGAGUCUUAGCGUAGAAGGCGUGGUGCUUUCAAAGGAUAUUAACAAAGCCCUGAAACAUUAAUAUAAGAAUAGUUUCCUUUUCUAUCUUUAACCAAAAAUGAAAGGGAAUGAAAGAAUCUUUGCGAGAUUCUCGCUGCUAAACACGCACCCACCUCCUGCUCGAGACACCUAUUACAAAGUUGGGGAAUAUUUUGGAGUGGAACCUCUUAGCUAUACCAAAGUUAUAGUUAAAAUUUACAGAUACAAUUUUCGUAGAAUCCUUUUCUUUCAUAGUAGAAAAUAGAUCUCUUUGUACAUCAUUUAUCAUUAUUAUAACCAAUUGGCACAACUUAAGUAUUAUUUGUGGCAAUGCGCAAGAUAGAAGCCAAUUUCGUGACGACCUCAAGAGUGGUAAAAAUGUCAUUUUCUUUGUUCAGAAGUUCGCAAGCGCCACAAUACCAGGAUAAUUUCUUUCGGAAACUUAUUGUUAGUUUGCAGCACAGAAUUCGAAAUGACUGGGAAUUUUGGAACUCGCUCCAGCAGCUUAGCAGAAAAUAAUUAUUUGAAGUCGACAUCUUUGUUUUAGGCCCGGUUCAGACGCCGUACCUCAGCUGCGCCGAAUUGAAAUCCACGAUAGGCGGACCAAAAUUAGUUAAUUCUAGAUUAAUUGAUUCAAACACCGAACUAUAUUCGGCCGAAAUUAAUUAAUCGAAGAAAAUUAAUAUUUGAUCAUUGGUUUAGCAUACAAUUGUAAAAGUGGCGGACGUCAUGGAUUCCGGCAGCAAU
Molecule: messenger RNA, 2459 nt
Organism: Pocillopora damicornis (cauliflower coral)
Lineage: Eukaryota; Metazoa; Cnidaria; Anthozoa; Scleractinia; Pocilloporidae
Biological process (GO): cell-cell adhesion
Cellular component (GO): plasma membrane; cell-cell junction
Molecular function (GO): cell adhesion molecule binding
Source: RefSeq, a predicted model, not a curated record